CGUCAAAGCACAUGUGCACAGAACACGGCGGUAACAAGUUGUCCAUACUAUGCCAAUAGCUUCAUCGAAAUCUUCCAAUUCCGUUUUGAUAAUGGAAAGCAACGACAUUACUAAAUCUGGUCUACUCUUGGUCGAGAAGAAGGUCCGAAAUUUGGAAAAGCGAAAGAUAAAACUUGAUGCCUACAAGAAGCAAAAGGAUGAUGGGAUGAAACUCAACGAAGAUCAGAUGGGAGCUAUUGCCAACUUGGCAGUUGUGGAAAUGAACCUGGAAAUGGCUAAAGACCUUCAUAAGCAGUUUCAACAACUCUAUGCUGAUCACCAAAAGCAAAUGAAGAAGCAAGCAAGACGUGAGCAGGUUGCUUCCCAAGCAGCUCAGCACAGCAGUGAUGUAGCUAAGGUUGAAGAGGUUCUUGAACUGCAGUCAUUCAUGGAUAACAUAUCUGAGGAUGUUCGAGCUGACUUUCUUAAUGGUACCAAUGGAGCUGUUGUGGUCACAGAAGAAGAAUUCAGUCAGAUAGACAAGUUCUAUAAACUGAUAACACCAGAUGCAGAUGCUGAAGAGAAGAUGUCCAAGCAGAUCAAAGAUGCAAGUGAACAUAUUGUCAACUUUUUGAACAGUUCUCCAGCAGCCGUCGUUGAUACAACUUACAAAGCACUGCAUGAAUUAGUUUCACGCAUCAAUAAGAGUGGAUACUUUGAGCCUGUUAAGUCAAGUGCUGAGGCUGACAACAAAGAAGGAGAAGAGGAAGGAAGUAGUAGAGCUAGCACACCAAAUGGGGAGCUGUCUUCUGGAAGUGGUGAAGAGGUACAAGAAAAUGCUGCCCAACAACAACAGGAAAUGGCAACAGAAUCGGCCCCUGCUGUAGUCCCUUCUGAUGUCGAAAAAGAACAAGAAACCAAGACUUCUCAAGACAUCCAACAAGAAGUAGACACACCUCCAGCGGCAGCAGACGUGACAACAUUCACUGCCAAUGAACAUGGACUGAACUUCUUGGGUGAUUCUGAAAUUGAGAAAGCUGCAAACGCACCAGAAAAUAAUGUUCCCACAGCACAAGGUGUUUCUGACUGGGCAGAGGAAGUGGAAAAUGGUCAACAUGCCAGACAAGCAGAUACAGGAAAUGAUAAUGCUCCACCAACAACAAAUGGAUUCGGCCAUCGUGGUCGUGGCGGCGGCCGAGGGGGUGGAUUUAGAGGAAAUUUCAAUAACAGACGUGGUGGUGGUGGCGGUGGAGAUAGAGGAGGACCAAGAAGGGGUGGGCGUGGCGGAUUUGGCCAGCAUAGAGGAGGCGGAGGAGGUGGAUUUCAAGAUCACGAUGGAUUCAGAAGAGGAGGACGAGGAGGUGGGCGUGGUGGAUUCAGCAGGGGUGGAGGCCAGAGAGGGGCACACCGAGGAGGACCACCCCCUCAAUAACAAAGAAACAAAUUAAAAUACCGGAUGUAAAAUGUCACGUGGAUGUUUUCCAUUUUGCUUAGGAAGAUUUGGAUGAAGCCUUUGGCAUAAUAAUUGAAAGAAACUAGUUACAAACUGUGUUAUAUUGUGAGCACUGAACCUGGAAAAACAAAAUUACAAAUUACCUCAGGACCAACCCUGGGCAUCCCUCAACAUUGUUCUUUCCAAUACAAGACGUUAUUCGAUUCCAGAGUUUAUCAGCAAAGUCUAUGUUAUAUUCAGACAGACAGACCUGUCCGUCUGUCCAUUGUUUAUUGUUUAGCGCAUGUAUGUAGUUUCAUAAGGCGGCCAUGGUUGUACUUACAGACAUAUUACAGACAAAGUAUAUAGACAGUUGGCUUAAUAUUCUACGAUAAAAAGGAGCAAGUGAAUAAUAAAGUUUGUACAAAUGAUUCAUUUUGCUUCUCUACUCAUCAUAUAGGAUUGUUCUCGUUGUGGAUUAAUAAAGUCUUGUGCAGUAUAUUUAUCACUA
Actinia tenebrosa (Australian red waratah sea anemone) is the source of this 1922-nucleotide messenger RNA. RefSeq lists its product as uncharacterized. NCBI's taxonomy places the organism in Eukaryota, Metazoa, Cnidaria, Anthozoa, Actiniaria, Actiniidae. The record is from RefSeq and is a predicted model, not a curated record. Gene Ontology annotation, molecular function: RNA binding. Gene Ontology annotation, cellular component: cytoplasm.